AUGCAUGCCUUUCAACAACCUGAGCCCUCCAACAUUCAACAUCCACGUGCAUUCCUGUCUUCAGAUGCUGAUCAGACCGCCGCCGCCAUGAAUGUGCCUGCGAUCACGGCCGCCGAUGAAGUGAAAUUCUGCACACCGCCACUGUUCUUCGCCGUCGCCGGCCUGCUGGUGUUCUUUCUAAUCGGAUCCAACCUCUUCAUGUUCAUCAACGCCAACGUCGGAAGCGCCGCCGGUCUGGAGGCCACAGAAGAGCCCGAGACGGUGGUCUCUACCGAAGAUGAGCCGCACAUCAUCCGACGCGCCGUAAACGAGUCCGAGGCGCACGACCACGGGGCGGUAGUGCUAAUGAAACCGCCAGUGUUGACCUCGCGAGCGACAUCUGCAUCAGCGUCCGCUUACAUCGGCAUCGCAGGUCCAAGGACGAACCCCACCGGGCGUAAGACCGGUGACUCGCUCCAGCUGCUACCCAGCCGAUCGCUGGUGUGCGUGCUGGGUGGUCGGAGCCAGGAGUACGGCCCGAUGUGGCUCGACGGCCUGUGUGACGUGGCCCUGGUGCCCUUCUACGCGCUGCCCAAGGGUGGCGACACCUUCCACAACGACGGUGACAAAGUCACGCAGCAGGUUCUCGACAAGGCCGCCAAAGCCGUCAAGACCACCUAUGGCAUCCACGUGCCUCUCAAAAAAGUGCCUAAGGUUAUGGACGACCUUAUACGAAAAAGAGUUCAGAAGAAGUUGAGGAACUAUUGGAUAAACAAGCACAUAUACCACUACGCCAUCCUCGACCUGCGAAUCAAGACCGACGACACCACGCGCUCGGGCGACGUUGUGGGCAAAGCCUUCGGAGUGCUUAAGAAGUUUAAAAGUAUCCAGGAGAAUAUCCGCCACGCGGCGUCCAAAAUGGCGGCGAAGAGGCAGCGCAACGCAUACGUCAUCCUGGGCACCCAUCUCCGCAUGGCCACGAGCAAGGAGUUGUUCAAAGCCCUCGAACACCAUGUUGGAUCCUUUCCGAUCAGUGCCUUCGUAGUUCGCACUCACAUCACCCAACGGGAAGCUCUGACGCUCUCCGACGGAUGCAGUAUCGCCGGCCCUGCGCCGUACAAGAUGAAAAACAAUCUUCAAUUUAUGGGAAUGGCCAGCACGAUGUCGUACGUGAGAAAUGUCACCUGGGUGCGGCGCACGCCUCUGGUCGUCUCGUUCACGUUAUGCACGCGCCAAUACCGGUCCAGAAAAGACCUCCGUGUCGGCGCCAAAUGCCGCAAGGACGCCACCGUGACGACUACUUCCUCAGCGAUGUGCAGCGAAAGGCCGGGCUUCUACGGAAACCAGGCGAUCGACAAGACUCAGCACACGGCUUACUCGUGGAAGAAGCCGGAUCUCGUGGCCACGUACGACACUGCGGACACGAUGAGAUGGAAGGUAUGUUCUCUGGAGAGAGAGCACCGUCCCCUGAACCUGAGCGUGGCGCUGUUCGACAUCGAGUGUGACGACUGGCGCGGAAAGUGCGCGAGGCCUAGCACGUCGCACAUGAAGGGUUCCGACAGGACGCGCAGCCUGCGCGCCUACAUGCGCCGGCUGUCCCGACGAGGCAGCGUGAAUGCCAGCGGCGAAUGCCCGUAG
Molecule: messenger RNA, 1617 nt
Organism: Dermacentor silvarum
Lineage: Eukaryota; Metazoa; Arthropoda; Arachnida; Ixodida; Ixodidae
Exons: 11
Coding region: 1-1617 (538 amino acids)
Source: RefSeq, a predicted model, not a curated record